Messenger RNA from Scutellospora calospora, 1590 nucleotides. The record is from the annotation of a GenBank genome assembly. Lineage: Eukaryota; Fungi; Glomeromycota; Glomeromycetes; Diversisporales; Gigasporaceae.
AGUUUAGAUGAUGAUGUAUUUCAUUUAAUAUAUCAACUAACAAGUGAAUGGGAGGCCGUAGACAAAUGCCUUCCACACAUUAUGGAUACUCAACAAAUGCAAAACAAACGCAAAAUCACUCGUUCCGAAUCUUUUAUUUGUUCAUUCAUAAUAAAUGCUCGACAACUUGCAGAUUCAUUAAACAUUCCACUUAUAGAAUCUGGGAUGUUAUACGAUCAAAUACUUUUCACUGGAUGUGAAUCAUCAGCUGACGAAAAUAAACCUAUUGAGAAAAUAAAUCUCAACAAAGAAGAUACAUGUAUUAUUUCAACAACUUCUACAAUUUCCUCAAUGCAUGAUCGCUCUCAAUCGCCAACUACAUUGUCUCAAAAUUCACAAGGAAAAGGACAAAUGUUAUUUAUUGUAAAACAAAUCAAAAGUUUCAGCAAAUCCUCAAAUAAUAAUGAGGAAGCCAUAUAUUGUACCAAAACCCGCGACAAAGGAAUUAUCGAAACCUUUCAAAAACUAGGCUUUAGAUUCGCUGAUCCCAGAUUAAUAGCUCCAAUUAUGGCUCAAAAUGUUGGUAUUCCUGUAAGACAAAUGCAGAAUCAUUUAGAAAAGAUGUAUCAAUAUUCUAUCUCAGGAUCAAUACCUUACUUAGAAACUGAUGGCGUUUAUGCAGGAUUAUUUGUUACAAGGAAUGAAAAAUAUUAUGCUGACGGAAGUUUCAUUAGAAAUGGUCUCGAGAUAUUAGUAAUGGAAAACCAUCGACAUCAAAUUCCUGUUUCUAAAUUACCUACAAUUAAAACGAUCGGAGAAAUAGAAAUGAAUUAUAUAAAAUUAAAAGAAGGAAUCCAUUUAGAUGAAUUUAUUUCACAACUUAGAACUUCAUUUCUUGGAGCAGUUUCAAAUUUUGAUUCAACCCGUUCUAAAAAUAAUUUAAAAUUCAACAAAAGGCUAUCUAAACAAAACGCUAUCGAUUAUUCAAAAGAUAAUAUUGAUUCAUUAAAUUUAACUAGUCAACAAAAUGAUGUUUUGGAUGGAUUUAAAUAUGAAUUAGCACAAUCUUUACACAGAUUAAUUCAUAUUGUUAGUGAAGAACAAUUAUAUUCUAAUGCUAAACUUGUACCUAAAAUAUUUGAUAUACCAAUAACCUCAUCAUCUACAACAAAAGACAAACAAAAAUUUGCAAAAUUAAUAAUAUUUUAUUUAAUACUUUCACCAAAUGUAAAACCAAAAUUGUCAAGGGGUGAAGUUUGCUUUUUACCUUUUGGUAUGUUUGAAGUUUAUCAAAAUAUUUUAUAUUAUAAUUCAAAAAUUUUUGGGAAAUUUAUGCAAACACAAAAUAAUACUAACAAUAAUAGAAUAUCAAAUGAUGAGGAAGGGAUUGAAAUGACAGUAAUUGAGAAUAAUGAUAUAGAUAUUGAAAAAAAAGAUACAUGGACUUUUAAAAAUUUAAUAAGUUUAUUACAAUCAAAACCAAAAGAUGUUAGACAAUUUAUUCGAAAUACAGAUGAAAAACGUUGGUAUCAUACUAUUAUUGAGGACAAUUACGUUAAUGAUACUGAAAUUAAUGUUCAUAUCGAAGUGAAAAGUCAGUAUGAAAUAUAA